This is a messenger RNA of Rhizoctonia solani, 2862 nucleotides long. Its product is annotated as Retrotransposable element Tf2 protein. The coding region runs from base 1 to 2862 and encodes 953 amino acids. The transcript has 3 exons. Gene Ontology annotation, biological process: DNA integration. Gene Ontology annotation, molecular function: nucleic acid binding. The record is from RefSeq and is a predicted model, not a curated record. Lineage: Eukaryota; Fungi; Basidiomycota; Agaricomycetes; Cantharellales; Ceratobasidiaceae.
AUGACAUGGCUGACUACAGAAUCCCCUCUCAUUGAUUGGCAACAGGGACUGGUCACCUUCCCUGAACAGGUACAGAUUGCCUCCAAAGAAGAAGCAGACCCGGACCCCUUAGCAGACCUACCCCCUCAAUAUCAUGAAUUUGCUAAGGUAUUUGGAGAAGAGGAGUUCAAAGUCCUACCCCCACAUAGGGAAUACAACAUUGCUAUAGAUCUUGUCCUGGAUGCCAAACUUUCCCCUGGCCCCAUAUACGGAAUGACGGAUGUGGAAUCCAAGGCACUGAAACAGCAUAUUGACGAGGAAUUGGCAACAGGCAAGAUUUGCCCCAGCACCUCAUCCGCCGGCGCUCCAGUCAUGUUUGUAAAGAAAGCAGAUGGCUCACUAAGACUGGUAGUUGAUUAUAGGAAGCUAAAUGACGUUACGCACAAGAACGUUUACCCACUCCCUAGACAGGACAACCUCAUGGCCAAACUCAGGCAUGCCAAGAUCUUCACCAAAUUGGACUUGCGUUGGGGAUACAACAAUGUUUGGAUCAAGGAAGGCAACAAAUGGAAGACGGCCUUCAGAACCAAAUAUGGCCUAUUCAAAUACUUAGUCAUGCCAUUUGGCCUCACAAACGCCCCGGCCGCUUUCCAACAUUUCAUGAAUGAUUUGUUCAGGGACCUAAUAGACGUGAAUGUAGUAAUCUACCUGGACAACAUCUUGAUCUUCUCAGACAAACCAGAAGAACAUCCAACCCACGUGAGAGAAGUCCUGUCCCGCCUAAUGAGGAACCAACUGUUCUGCAAGUUGUCUAAGUGCCAUUUCCAUGUUACCACGGUUGACUAUCUAGGCAUUGUAAUCUCCCCUGCUGGGUUCUCCAUGGAUCAGAGAAGUUCUGUUGCGCGCCCCUUACACCAUCUCACAAAGAAGGAGACCCCUUGGUCAUGGGGUAAACCAGAGGAGGAUGCAUUCCAGGAACUAAAGAACCUUGUCACCAAAUCUCUGGUCCUUAUCCACUCCAACCCAGAACUACCCUACUACUUGGAAACAGAUGCCUCAGGGGUAGCUAUGGGGGCAAUUCUUAGUCAACAAGGUCUGGACAACAGGUUACAUCCAAUUGCCUAUAUGUCCAAGUCGUUCUCAGGGGCAGAAGCUAACUAUGACACCCACAACAAGGAACUUCUGGCUAUCAUCAAGGCAUUGGAGGAAUGGAGGAUCUUCUUGGAGGCCACAGACAAGCCUGUACAGGUUUUUUCAGACCACCGGAACCUAGAAUAUUGGAUGCAGGCACGGACAUUCAAUAGGAGACACGCUAGAUGGCGCAUUUUCUUGAGCAACUUUAACUUUGAAAUCCACUAUUGCCCGGGUAAACAGUCAGGAAAGCCAGAUGCCCUCUCCAGAAGAUUGGACUAUGUACACCUACCCUUGGAACCAGAAGUCAUGCUACCCGCGGAAGUCUUUGCAAACACUUUGGAAGAGGAGGUUGAAAUUGUUGCGGAAAUACGGUCUAGAAUCAGAGAAGACCCCUCCCUGGAACCAAUCAUCCAGUUCCUUACAGAAGACGCAGAUGAUGCACCCCCUUCCAUCCAAAAGGCUUAUCGGGAUUAUAAUUGGGAGGAAGACCUCCUAUGGUACCGUGGAAAAUUGGUAGUCCCAGACUCAGAGCCUCUCAAGGAGCGGUUGCUUAAGGAAUUCCACAACUCCCCGUUGGCGGGUCACCCAGGACAACAAAGGACGUUAGAACUCCUUAGCCAAAACUACUGGUGGCCAGGAAUGAAAUCAUCUGCCAAGGAAUGGCCGUUAGAAGUUCCCCCUUUCCCGUUCCACACAAUAUCCUAUGACUUCAUCACGGGAUUCCCCAAGUCUAAUGGGCACAAUGCAAUUCUAGUGGUAAUUGACUCCUUCUCCAAGUUUGGUCAUUUCAUCCCAACCACAAAGAAGGUCACAGCUAAGGGCCUAGCCAACCUGUUCAUCACCCACGUUUGGAAGUUACACGGACUACUGGUCAAAACAGUCUCAGACCGCGGGACAACGUUCACAGGGAAAUUCCUAAGAGCAUUAUACCAACGCCUUGGAAUCAAACCAGCCUUCUCUUCAGCCUACCAUCCGGAGUCAGACGGACAAACGGAAAGGGUGAACCAAUUUAUCAAGUUCUACCUUAGGUCCUACAUUGCGGCAGAUCAUUCAGACUGGGCUACCUGGUUACCAUUAGCAGAAUAUGCGUACAACAACGCCAGACACUUGGCCACAGGAAAGACCCCCUUUGAACUUGUCUAUGGAAGAAACCCUGUCAUGAGUCCAUCCAAUGUACCAGCAAAUGUCCCAGAAGCCAACCACGUAGCCAACACCCUGGCUCAAGAAUGGAAGGAAGCAGAAUCUGCCCUGAGACUAACAAAGGAAAGAAUGGCAGGAAACAAAGGAAUAACCCCGGAAUACGCAAUUGGCAAAAAAGUCUGGCUGGAUGGGAGAAACGUGGAGCUUAGAACCAACUCCAACAAGUUGGACCCUAAGAGACUAGGCCCUUUCAAAGUCUUAGAACAAAUAUCCAGCCAUGCAUACCACCUGAAACUUCCGGAAACCUUGAAGAUCCAUGACGUAUUCUAUGUAGGGCUGUUAUCCAAAGUCCAUGAGUCUCCCAGUCAACCCUUCCCAGAACGUCCCCCUCCAGAAACAGUUGAAGGGGAAGAAGAAUACAAGGUGGAACAGAUCAUUGACUCCAAAAUGCAACAAGGAAAAUGGUUCUACUUGAUAAAAUGGAAGGGCUAUGGACCAGAAGAUAAUUCAUGGGAGCCAGAAGAACUCCUGGAACACAGUCAGGAGGAAAUUCAACGCUUCAACAAGUUACGACUGAAAAAGGCUUGUGACUCCGCCAAGAGCCUUUAA